Messenger RNA from Ectocarpus siliculosus, 461 nucleotides. The record is from the annotation of a GenBank genome assembly. Lineage: Eukaryota; Phaeophyceae; Ectocarpales; Ectocarpaceae.
CUCAGGAACAGCGCUACGGCUACGGCGAGAACCUGUACAUGUGCUGGGGGUCGGACUCGUGCUACUCGCACGAGAAGGCGAUGGAGGGACUAUACUACGACGAAGUCCAGUUCGACAGUGUUCUCCAGUACGGUGGUCACGCGACCCAGAUCCUGUGGAAGGCUACGGAGCAAGUCGGAUGCGUCGUGGCGCGGUGCACCAACGGCGGAACCCCCUACACGUUCCUCGUGUGCCAGUACGACCCACCGGGCAACUACGGCGGCCAGUACGAGGAACAGGUGGGCCUUCCUGACUCCGGGAAGUCGUGCUAGACACGCCCACUUCCCUGUGUUUCAUCCGGACAACUCCUGGCGCCGAGUUGUUAUUGACCGUGAUGUCGAGCAGUUGAUUGGCUGAAGGUCGCCACAAGCCAGCUCGAAACUUUCCUCCGACGACAGUUGUCGACGCUAAAUAGACGGGUU